AUGCAAACACACACCAAUGAAGAUAAGGAUACUAUUUUAUACAACACAUUACCAUAUUUCUGCAAGGUGUUUUCUGAAGCCCAGCCCGUCGAUUUUGUUGAUAGGUUUCCUGACAUACAUUUGUUUUGUGCACGUGUAUCUCAGCUAUUCGUGAGAGAGAUUAAGUCUAGGGCAGCGAAUAAGUCAUCAGAGGAAGGAAGUCUCUUAAUCGCCCAGUUUUUGGAGCCAGAUGAGAACAUUGGGGACUGCUUGGAGGUUACUGAUGCUGAUCACGCCGUUAUCACUAACAAGGGUUCUUGCUUACUAAACACGCUAAAUUUGAUGAGCACUGGACAUACUAGUUUAAUUGAGUGUAUGGCUGCUGCCUCAUUACCAUCUACACUGGUUAAGUGUUUGUAUAUAUUCCUCGACCUUCCUUCGAAAUACUCUACAGGGUGUACAUUCCAUACGAAAUUUCGGGAACUUCUCCAGAGACUGUGCUUGUACCCGGUGGUAGCUGAGGAGUUGGCUCGUAAAGAUGCUCUAUGUCAUCUUUUCAAUGCUUUAACCGACUGGUGCGCACCCCACAAUUCUAAUUGGCGCCUAACGACCACUGUUAUAUUAUCUACAAUCGCUCAAAAUUCUCUAACUCCUGUUGUAAUUAAGCGGAUACACGACUCGGAAUGUAUCCGCCAUUGUCUCAAGAAUUUUUCGGAAAGUAAAGGGAGUUACAGAGAUUUUGUGAAUAGUUUUGUUUCACUUCUCCAUGUUGUCCGCGAAUCAUCUGUUGACGACCAAAUUCUCCUAGACGAUUUCCGCACUAACAACGGUUACUCUAUGCUAACUGACUUUUGUCUUAGACUUGAAGAAAACCCUACUACUGACUCUGAAAAUUCUUUAGAAACACUUGUAGCGCUUGUCGGUCAUUUAACCACAUGUGGGCCUGUAGAACUUCGUCCUAAAGCGGGGGCGGGGGAACAAAUUCACAAUAUUCCAGGGUUUCGUAUGAAUAUGCCUAAGACUCAAGCGAGGAAAAGCAUAAGAAAUAUGCAUGCGUUCGAUGUACUGCAAUCAUUGUUCAACAGCUGCUCAACAACUCAUCUUAGUUUGUUAAUACUGAAGACAGUUCAAUCGAUUUUUCUUCAAGAUUUAUCUAAUUAUUUUAUUUUGGAGCAACAGAACACUUUGGUUGUCUUUGCCAAAAAGAUAUUUGAAAAGUCUUAUGAAGUUCAGGAGGCUUAUUUUGAUGUGCUUGAGAUACUGGUCAAUAAAUUGCACUAUGUAUUUAUGAAAGAAAUCAGUAGUAUUGUUGUUCAGAUGAAACUAUUCAACUUAUCUCCUUCCCUGGUCAUCGCGUACCGCCAUUUCAUUCAACUUCUACGAAUUAGUCCGGUUUUCAAAGAUGUGUUUCAUGAUGUCGGUCUAAUAGAAUUAAGUGUAGACCUAUUGAAUUGUUUUAUUGAAACAAUGUCGAAACUGAAUAAUCCUUCUACACCUUCUAGUACAACAUGUUCAUUUACAACACUGAAGGAAAUAGGUCAUUAUCUUUUGGAAUUUUUGCAGUUUACAGUUACCUCACAUACACAGAAUGGUGAUGUUCUCAUUCGAUUAGGUGCUACUAGUUGUCUUCUCAAUCGUAUAUUAACUACAGAAGCGAAUGAAUAUAUAGUUCCUUGGCGUUCUUCUGCGCUAAUAAUAUAUGAAGAAUUGAUGCUUUGUAACGGUGGUGAAGAGCUAAUGCCUAACUUAUUAGAGAAUAUGCAUCACGCAUAUGCUGAUUUGAAAAUUGAUAUACUAUGCUCAUUCUGUCGAGUUCUACGUGAAUCACAUCGAUGUAGAGCUGUAUUUCGUAAAUUGAAUGGAUUCGUAUAUGUAAUGCAAGAAUUAAUCUAUUUAGAAGGUUGUUUAAAUCUAUUUUCAUGCAAUAAUAACUCAUCGAAUCAUAUGAUCAACUCAUUUCCUUCUUAUACACCUUCGUCAAUUGUCAGGUCAUGUCAUUCAUCGAAGGAGUCAUCACCAAAACGUGUGCUUUUAUCACCAGCAUCUGAUGUUCAAUGCAUUCCACAAUACCAACAACGAGAAAGGCAUCAAUCUCAUUUAUCUCGUAAAUCAUUCUUAUCAAGUUUAACAUAUCCUCAAUUAUUUCUUCUAAUCAAGUCUAUAUUUUCAAGCUUAGGCAUAGCCAUGAAGUUUGAACCAGCCAAUGCGCAUUACUUCAUAACUGAGAUUCAGUAUACCACUCUAACUGAUGCAAUUAUCUCUCUUGGCUCAAAUAAACAAAAUGAUACUGUAAAUCCUGAUUCAGACAAUCAAUCUAUAUGUAUAAAUUUGAAUGAAUUAGUGAAUGGAUUCAAUGAAUCACCUAGUCGUCAAGUAAGAAGCACGCGAUGUAAAUAUUUGCAUGCAUUAUUUAUGAAUGUAAGACUGAUGGAGUCAUUACUGUUAUUUCCUUCUUCUCUACCAUCAUCUGGAUCACCGAAGAUAAAAACUGAAUAUAAUGCUGAUGGCUAUCCCAAGUUGAAUAAAUCAUCUGAAUUGAUCAUUGAUUUACCUAGGCGAAUCGUAGAAUGGUGUCUUAUAUUUAGAUACUUGUAUGAUUUAGCAAUUGAUGGAUAUGAUCGUAACUCGAUUCGCUCAAUUUUAUCGGACAAGAGUGCGGAUUGUUCACCGCUUCAAACUGUUGAUAAUAUUGAGAAUUGUGAUAAUAAUAUUGAAAACCCUGAAUUAACCGCUAAUUCACUGUUGAAUAUAAAAGAUGUUUUAAUUAUUCAUCCAGAUGCAAUUAUUGGUCUUUUAAAGCUUAUCGCCAAUUUAAGUGGAUACUUAGAUUGCGAGCGCUAUUCAUCAUCAUGGUAUGAGUUAUGUACAGAUUUUCAGAGUUGCUUCCUUACUAUUAUCAGUGAUCUGCUACAUAGUGAACGAAAUCAGCAAAUUCUAUGUAAUGCCUCAAUGCCUCGGGAAAUUCUGAACUUAUUUCGUGAACCAUUGGCAAAUGAUAGUCAUCCGUUGCAUGAUCAAGUACGCGGUAUUUUUGAAUGUCUAGCUAUUCAAGCUUUAACUCCGGACAACCUUCGCUUCCAGAAUGUCGCAUCUGCGAAUUCAGACUUCAGUCAACAGAAAAGCUCUCAAAGCUUUUUGAGCAGUUUACUCGGUGUUAAGUCAGUGGUGCAACGAUGGGAACAUGGAGAACUGAGUAAUUUCGAAUAUCUAAUGUACUUAAAUACACAAGCCGGUCGUUCAUACAAUGAUCUCAUCCAGUAUCCAGUUUUCCCAUGGGUACUUGCUGAUUAUGAAUCUGAAGAAUUGGAUUUAUCAAGACCAGAAACAUUUCGUGAUUUAUCCAAACCAAUGGGAGCUCAGACACCUGAUCGUUUAGCUCAGUUUCAGCGUCGUUAUAAGGAAUGGGAUGAUCCUACUGGAGAAACACCACCUUAUCAUUAUGGCACACAUUAUUCAUCAGCGAUGAUUGUGGCAUCCUAUCUUUUCCGAAUGGAGCCGUUUGCACAACAUUUUCUCAAGCUCCAGGGUGGUCAUUUUGAUUUGCCUGAUAGGAUGUUUCAUAGUGUGAGAGAUGCUUGGCUUAGCGCAAGCAGACAUAAUAUGGCAGAUGUACGAGAAUUGAUUCCAGAGUUUUUCUAUUUACCAGACUUUCUUAUUAAUUCAAACCACUUCGAAAUGGGUAUUAAACAGAAUGGUGUUGAAGUAAACAAUGUGGUUCUGCCACCGUGGGCUAAAUCUGAUCCCCGUGAAUUUAUAAGAGUUCAUCGUGAAGCCUUGGAAAGUGAAUAUGUAUCCGCCCAUUUACAUGAAUGGAUUGACUUGAUUUUCGGUUAUAAACAACAAGGUGAACAUGCGAUUCAAGCAGCCAAUGUUUUUCAUUACUUAUUCUACGAGGGUAAUGUGGAUAUCUAUUCAAUAGACGAUCCAUUGAAACGUUCAGCUGUAAUUGGAUUUAUCAAUAAUUUUGGUCAAAUACCUAAACAGUUAUUUAAAAAACCGCAUCCAUGUAAACGUUUCAGCAAUUGGAUUCAAUUUGGUAGUCAAGUGGCAUGUGAUUUAUUCUAUCGAAAUCUUGACAUUCUGAGACCUAGCCUUCAACCAAUUAAAGAAUUGAAACAUGCAGUUGGUCAAAUUGUUCAACUAGAUCCACAAUUUAUACCAAGUGGUGCAAAUAUGAAUAAUAUGAAUACUGGUGCCACAGUAAAUCGACCUAUACUCAGCUUAAAUAUUAAUUCAGAUAACAUGAAUAAUGAGAGUACAAAUUUCGCUAGUAAUAACAACUCUGCUUUGGUAUCCGGAGGUGUUGGUUACCAAACAUCGACUACAACUAUAAUCGGUGGACCAAUUGUUGCAGUUGAGCAAAAUAAAUGUCUUCUACCACCACACUAUACAUAUUAUCUUGCAUGGGGUUUUACUGAUGGUAGUCUGCGUUUAGGCUCACUGUUCGAUUCUAAUGAACGUGUUCGAUAUGUAUGCGAAAUGGUUGAUCAGAAUGAGAUCUUAUGUUGUGCAGCACCUAAUAAAUAUACUAUUAUUACAGCUGGUCUAAGCACUGUAAUACGUGUUUGGGUUCUUAAUUCUCAUGAAAUAAGUAACAAUAUGACCAACUCAAGUAGCGCUUCUGUGACCUACGGAUGUCAGUCAUCGGGUGGUUCACGUCUUAAACUUCGUGCAACACUUUAUGGACACACUGAUGCUAUCACCUGUGUAGCUGCAUCCGAUGCAUUUAAUCUUAUUGUCAGUGGUAGUCGCGAUAGAAGUUGUAUAUUAUGGGAUUUAAGUCGUUUAUGCUUUUUACGACAACUACCUGGUCAUAUUGCUCCGAUCGCAGCUCUUUGUGUUAAUGAAGCUACAGGGGAUAUCGCAAGUUGUGCGGGAACACGAUUGUAUUUAUGGAAUUGUAAUGGUGAACCAAUCGCUUCAGUUGAUACUCCAGUCGGACGUAACAAACAGAUUCUUUGUGUCUGUAUGAGUACUUUGUAUGAUUGGGAUGCAGAAAAUGUUAUUUUAACGGACAAUGACAAUAUUUGUGAUAUUAACAUUGAUAAUAAUGAGAAUAACUUAAAGGAACGUAAAACAUACAAUAUUGUUUGUCAUGACAUUUAUGGUCAAAAAACAACUGCUUUUAAUCCACAUGAAAGUUCAUCAGAAGAAACUCAAACCAAAAAGAUUUCGUCUGUAUCAUCACAUGACAUCAACUCAUCCACUGUAUUCACUGAUACACCAAAGAACUCUAUUCAGAAAGAUUCACAUAACAAAAAGUGGUCUCGAGUUCUGGUAUUUCGUAGUAAACUUACUAUGCAUACAGCUUAUGAGCGUGCAGACAACAAAUCUCCAGCUGAUAUUACAGCUUUAGCAAUUUCUCGUGAUCAUCGUUCUGUACUGGUGGGUGAUGCUAUUGGUCGUGUAUUUGUUUGGUCUGUACCAUCAGAUAACUCUCGGGGUGGUAUGACUGACCAGUGGGUUAAAGAUGAAGGUGCUACAAACUGUGCAGCUGAUGGCUGUGGUACACGGUUUUCGUUAACAGAAAGAAAACACCAUUGCAGAAAUUGUGGCAAAGUAUUCUGUUCUAAAUGCAGUCGAUUUGAAAGUGAAAUUUAUCGUCUGAGGCUGUUCAAACCAGUACGAGUCACUUACAUUGGUGCAUCAUCUGCGUCGAGUGCUCUUGGACGUAAUGUCAUGUCUUCAUCGUUGUGCGGAUUUAUUGGUACACCUGCAUCUAUGCGUAGAUUUAGUAAACUGUUAUGGAAGAUAGGUCCGUUUCAUUUUAUUGAGGAACCGUUAACUGCCAAUCGUGUUUCUAUAAUGACUAAACUUGGACCCAACUAUAUGGGUAGUUUUCAAGCCCUACCGUCAAUGCCAUCAUUUAUACGACCAGAUGUGGAUGAAUCUUAUUUUCCGUUGUUUUCUGAGGAUAAACUUGUUUUUGGGAUAUAUGCUUGUAAUUUAUCCACUCUUACCUUGAACAGAAUUCGUAAAGUUUAUAAUCAGUGUGAUGCUAAAGCGAUUGGAAGACAGUUCUAUUUAUCACCUAAAGAGAAUGCAACACCUAUACGUAUUUUACGCAAUUCCGCUUUACAUCUUCAUGGUGCAGCUAGACCACUUGGUGCAGUACUUGUCGGAUAUCAAGGUGUACGAACUUUCACACCUAGCCCUGUUUGUCGUCUUAUUCAUUGUGUAACAGGCGGUGAGGGCAUGCGGAUUGGUUUAGCAUUAAUUGCUAUGGCACAAGAUGUAGAAACAUUGUAUGCUUCAAAUAAGGCAGCAUGCACACUUCUCAAAUGUAAUCCAGCUGCAUCGAUUGAAAUGUUACGUACAAGAGGUUAUCAAAUAUAUGCUGUCCUGCUGCGGCGUAAACGUCAUCUACUAACUACUAGAAUAUUGGAUUCAAUUCUAAGUUUAGCGUUGAAUAUGAAUUCAUGGUCUGACAAGUCUCCGACAUCUCAGACAUUCCCGUCUAUUGAUCAUCCAGCUUUUGAAGAUUUAGUCUGUGAUCUUGACUUGUGGCGUAUUGAACGUCAAAUAACCAAUGAGUCGGAUAUUCGUAUUCGACGCGAUGCACUAAUUGGCUUGUCAAUCAAUGUUGAACAAAUUCACCAACAUUCUCAUCCUCAUUUCGAUAACGAUGACACCAUACAGUUUAUCGAAGAUGAUUAUCAACUAGUAGCUAAUUUGAUAUCGCAUCUUGUCGAACUGUUACCGAAUCCACUACCUAAAUCAAAUUUCUCCACUCCUAGUAAAUCAUCUAGUGAUGUGGCGAACUCGCCUACAGAUAGCAGUAAUAAAUUUGAAGUGAUUAUCCAUCCCAUAUGGAAUGUAAUAUUUGAUCGUGUUAUUUACUUAUUAAUGAAUUCUCAUUCAAAUUGGACACAAGCGAAACAAAUUCAUCAUUUAGUAAUUGAUGUGAUUGGAAGAAGAAAUUUUGUGAAUUCAUGCUUAUCAUUUAUACAAUUGUGUUUAUCUAUAUAUGCAUCAUCAUCAUCAAAAUGGUUUUUAAGAUUUGGUCAACUAAUUGCUUGGACUUUACCCACUAAUUCACAAACAAAUGAAACACUGAUUUCAUUAGACCAAUCUUAUAUACAGUCAUCUAUGGAUGAUGAUGAUGGCAAUGCUACACUUAUGCUAUCUACUGAAUUGUCACGAAAUCUCAUUAUCCUGAGGAAUCAUUGUCUAGAAACAUUGAUCCAACUUAUCACAGAAACAGAUGGUACAAAUGACAAAUUUUGUAGUGAAUUACUAAGUGCAGUUGGCUUUGAUUGGUUCUACUUAUUGUUGCGUCCAAAUAUCCAUCCAUCUACUAUUUCACAUGCACUACACUUAUUAUUAUUAGUAAUUUUAAAUCCUGGCCAUUCUUUCACUUGUAAUUAUUCUACAUUACAACAAAAUUUAUCUUUUGUUCUCACACAAAUGGAGUCAAACGAUUCUCAUAGUGAUCCGGUGUCUGCAAAUCAUCUUCAAAGUGUUUAG
This is a messenger RNA of Heterobilharzia americana, 7446 nucleotides long. NCBI's taxonomy places the organism in Eukaryota, Metazoa, Platyhelminthes, Trematoda, Strigeidida, Schistosomatidae. The record is from the annotation of a GenBank genome assembly.